UCUCUCUUAACACACCCCUCGAAACUGCGUGAUACCUUCUAUAUAAACAAACCAUUCCUCUUUGCCUUCAAAUUGUACAUACAUUCAGUCUCAUCAUUCUAUCAAAAACCAAUACAAAAAAAGUACCAAAUCACACCCUCAUCAUCUCUCCAAAAAGGAAUAUCAAGAGUUUAACUAAGGUUCAACCUACCUUUUGAGUUUUGAACAACACUUGCAUGGGGUUGUCAUUUUCGUGCCCAUUCGCAGCGUAUACCGACUUAGAAUCCGCGCUAAAAUCCAUCAGUUUAGAGGAUGGUGAAGUUAAAAGAUUGGGGCUAUCUUGUAGUUUUAAGAUUCAGGAUUUUGAACCAUCAGCAAUGCAGUUAAUGGGCUCUCAAGAAAUGAAGAUCGAAAGAUCUGUUAGUUUUAAAGUUUCGGAUAAACAUGUUGAAAAGACCGAAAUGCCCUCUGAGUCCCCGAGAUCUAAUCUUGAACCAGGGAGUCCCAAACAUGAGGCAGCCACAAAGCUGCAAAAGGUUUACAAAAGCUUUCGAACACGAAGAAAGCUAGCAGAUUGUGCGGUUUUAAUUGAACAAAGCUGGUGGAAGUUAUUAGAUUUUGCGGAACUUAAGCGAAGUUCGAUAUCGUUUUUCGAUCUUGAUAAACAAGAAACCGCGAUUUCGCGUUGGUCUAGAGCAAGAACGAGAGCUGCGAAGGUUGGGAAAGGCUUAUCGAAGAACGGUAAAGCGCAAAAGCUUGCGUUGCAACACUGGCUUGAGGCGAUCGAUCCAAGACAUCGUUACGGGCAUAAUCUUCACUUCUAUUAUGGAAAAUGGUUGCAGUCUCAAAGCAAAGAACCCUUCUUUUACUGGUUGGAUAUAGGAGAAGGGAAAGAAGUAAAUCUUGUCGAGAAAUGUCCGAGAUCAAAACUUCAACAACAAUGCAUCAAAUAUCUCGGCCCCAUGGAGAGGAAGGAAUAUGAGGUUAUGAUAGAGGACGGAAAACUUGUGUACAAACGGAUGGGCGAGUACGUAGAUACAACCGAAUCAUCGAAGGGUUCUAAGUGGAUUUUUGUUUUGAGCACAUCUAGAACUCUCUAUGUUGGAAUGAAGAAGAAAGGUUUAUUUCAACAUUCGAGUUUUUUAGCCGGUGGUGCGACAUUAGCAGCCGGGAGAUUAGUUUCGGAGAAAGGUGUCUUAAAGGCAAUCUGGCCGCAUAGUGGCCAUUAUCGUCCUACACAAGAGAAUUUUCAAGAUUUUGUGUCGUUUCUUCAAGAAAACGAUGUGGAUACGACCAACGUCAAGAUGGAUUCAGAUGAAGAUGAUACCGACUCAUUCGGCAAACAGAGCAGUAGCCUUCAUACAAGAACUCAUUCUUCGGAAGAAGACGUGAGCGAAAAGGAGCACCAAGAGACAGAAGACGCGCGUGUAGACGUUCAUACCUCAAAAAUGACUAUCAUCAUGAAUCAAAUUACUUAUUUACCACAAGAAUCACCAAAGAAAUCGAGACUGUCUCGAUCAUCGAGUCGAAAACUAAGUACUCUCCGAAUACCAAACAAAGACGACGUUUUUACGAGCUUAAACACCAAGACUCACACUGACGAAGCAGAUGACUCAACCGGGUCCCACAAGAUUCGCACUCCGACAACGCAUGACAUGUCGGAUGACGAAGAAGAAAAGACAAACUUAGAGGACAGUGUUCCUAAAAAAUCGAUUCUACAAAGAAUCGAUUCACAUAAAGGAACAAAAUCUUUUCAACUGGGACGACAGCUGUCGUGCAAAUGGAGCACGGGAGCUGGGCCCCGCAUCGGGUGCUUGAGGGACUACCCGACCGAGCUCCAAUCGCAUGCAUUAGAGCAAGCAAAUUUGUCUCCAAGAAGUACUCCUUGUAACCAUAAGUUAGCUAAGAAGAGUUCUUUUUCAAGAAUAAGUGGACCUUAUAGAACAAGAUCUUCCCCAAGCCAAAUAAGUGAAUUUACAGAAAUUUUUUGAUUAAAAUUUUAAUAUUUUUUUAGGAUGAAUAUAAAUUGACAUAGGGAUUUUAUUCAUUCUUUUUAAAGUUCAUGUUUUUUUUAAUCUUGAAACAUGUAUACACCA
Messenger RNA from Helianthus annuus (common sunflower), 2075 nucleotides. RefSeq names its product IQ domain-containing protein IQM2. The record is from RefSeq and is a predicted model, not a curated record. Lineage: Eukaryota; Viridiplantae; Streptophyta; Magnoliopsida; Asterales; Asteraceae. The transcript is spliced from 9 exons. Bases 216 to 1970 code for a protein of 584 amino acids.